GACUGCACCGGGCCUGCGAGAGGGAGCCCCUCGAAGAAGAACAGGCUUUCGCUGAAGCUCUUCCAAAAAAAAGAAGCGAAGCGAGCGCUGGAUUUCAACGAGUCCCAGGAAAAUGAGCAAAAGGGGUCGGAAUCCAGAGGCUCCGAGAUUGAUCAGGUUGUUCCUGCAGCACAGCCUCCCUCGCUCGUUAGCUGUGAGAAAAGAGACAACAUGUUGCCUUUCGUGGGCUUGAACAAUCUGGGCAACACUUGUUACCUUAACAGCGUCCUUCAGGUGUUGUAUUUUUGUCCUGGUUUUAAAACUGGAGUAAAGCAUUUAUAUAAUAUCAUUUCGAAGAAGAAAGAGUCUUUGAAGGAUGAGGGAGAGCAGAAAGCAGAAAAGGGAAAUUGUAAAGAAGAUCCACUGGCAAGUUACGAACUGAUCUGCAGUUUGCACUCGCUGAUUCUUUCGGUCGAGCAGCUUCAAGCCAGCUUUCUCUUAAAUCCAGAAAAAUACACGGAUGAACUUGCUACGCAGCCACGAAGGCUCCUAAAUACCCUUAGAGAGCUCAACCCCAUGUAUGAAGGCUACUUGCAGCACGAUGCCCAGGAAGUUCUGCAGUGUAUCCUGGGGAACAUCCAAGAAACGUGUCAGCUGCUGAGGAAGGAAGAAUUGAACAAACUGCCCGUGGAAGAGCUGACAGUUAAGGUGGAGGAAAAACUUCAUCAAAAUACUGAGAGCAAUGGAACUGGCAGCCCUGCUGAGGAGAAGGAGAAUGUCCCAAGUAGCCACGUUGGAGAGACGGCCGAAGACAAGCUGCUCAAAGGAAACGGGAAAAGGAAAAGCGAUGCUGAGGGUGGCAACGCAAAGAAAAAAUCCAAAGUAUCAAAAGAGCAGAUUGCAGCAGAGGAAAAUCAAAGACAAACCAGGUCAAAGAGGAAAGCGACGGGCGAAAAGCUGGAAAAUCAAACGGAUGCCAUUGCCAAGUGUUCCACUGAAAAUGAGAGCGCAAAGCCGACCCAGAAGAAGUCACGGCUCAGAUUAAACUGGUUAAAGUCGUCCUGCAGACAACCUAGUAUUCUGUCGAAAUUUUAUAGCCUGGGGAAGUUAACGACAAACUUCGGAUCCAAAGACACAGGGAAAGAAUACGAUGACUGCGAGCUGCAAGAGUCAUCUGUCAAGUGUGAAGGCGGUAACAAUGUUAAAGAAGAAUAUCCUGAACCAGCGUCUCCUGGGGAAAACCAUAAUGAAAAAGGAACUGAAAGAGAACCAAAAAAGGAAGGUACAGAGCUGGCUGUUUUUGAACUAGUGGAGAAACUGUUCCAGGGCCAGUUAGUGCUGAGGACGAGGUGUCUGGAGUGUGAGUGCUUUACUGAAAGAAGAGAAGAUUUUCAGGACAUCAGCGUUCCGGUGCAAGAAGAUGAACUUUCUAAAACCGAAGAGAGUUCUGAAAUUUCUCCAGAGCCAAAAACCGAAAUGAAGACUCUCAAAUGGGCGAUUUCCCAGUUUGCGUCAGUGGAGAGGAUUGUGGGAGAAGAUAAAUACUUCUGCGAAAACUGCCAUCACUACACGGAAGCAGAACGCAGCCUUUUAUUCGAUAAAAUGCCUGAAGUUAUAACAAUUCAUUUGAAGUGCUUUGCUGCUAGUGGCUUAGAGUUUGAUUGCUACGGCGGCCUGUCCAAGAUAAACACUCCCUUACUGACACCUCUCAAGCUGUCACUGGAAGAGUGGAGCACGAAGCCGACCAACGACACGUACGGCUUGUUUGCCGUGGUGAUGCACAGCGGCAUCACCAUCAGCAGCGGACACUACACGGCUUCCGUCAAAAUCACCGAUCUCAACAGCCUGGAGCUGGAUAAGGGAAACUUCAUCACUGACCAGAUGUACGAAAUGAUUAAGCCGGAACCGCUGAACGAGGAAGAGGCGAGAACUGUUGCCGAAGACUACGACGACGGCGAAGUCUCUUUUAGAGUCAACGGAAACGCUCAGCCGGGUAAAGUUCUGACCAAGAAGAACAUGGAAGCCGUCGGACUUCUUGGGGGGCAGAAGAGCAAGCCUGACUGUGACCUGUACAAUAACAAGCCGGCUAACCCGGAGAAGUUUGUAAACGUCGUUAGCGAGAGCAGGAACCCCGAGUGUAGCAGCAGUAGCGGAAGCGUUGAGGACGGCCCGGCCCGCGGCCACCAGAACGGUGUCGCUUCCAGCGGACUAGAGAACAAAGCUCUGUACGUGCUGCAGAGCCUGAGGGAGUAUGAAGGGAAGUGGUUGCUUUUUGACGAUUCCGAGGUGAAGGUGACAGAAGAAAAGGACUUUCUGAAUUCUCUUUCUCCAACGUCAUCGUCUACGUCAACCCCUUACCUGCUGUUUUAUAAGAAGAUUGUUGAGUGAAUACUGUAUUUUGACUGUAAAUAUUAGGGAUUUGCAUACACCUUUCGGUCUAAUUUGCAUCAGAACUACCUGGAAGAAGCAGCUGUUUUGUUUUUGAA
Molecule: messenger RNA, 2465 nt
Organism: Apaloderma vittatum (bar-tailed trogon)
Lineage: Eukaryota; Metazoa; Chordata; Aves; Trogoniformes; Trogonidae
Gene: USP1
Product: ubiquitin specific peptidase 1
Exons: 8
Coding region: 211-2367 (718 amino acids)
Biological process (GO): protein deubiquitination; regulation of DNA repair
Cellular component (GO): nucleus; cytosol
Molecular function (GO): cysteine-type endopeptidase activity; cysteine-type deubiquitinase activity
Source: RefSeq, a predicted model, not a curated record